Molecule: messenger RNA, 492 nt
Organism: Pieris macdunnoughi
Lineage: Eukaryota; Metazoa; Arthropoda; Insecta; Lepidoptera; Pieridae
Source: the annotation of a GenBank genome assembly
AUGAAAUAUAAUUUUUUACCUGCUCUUUUUGUAUUCAGUGUAAAAUGUGCAACGUUGGAGACUACAAAGGAACCUUCGAAUGACGUAAACCAGACAACAUCUUAUAAGAUAUCUUUAAGUGAAUACCAAGCGACCCCAGUUUCGUUGGAUAAGAAACGAGACAUGAAAUCGUUAUGGGUGUAUCAUCCACCAUCGUUGCAGUCUCAAGGGGAAGACCAAGAGGUCCAAAACGCGUUGUUCAAGGCUCCACAUUUGCUCACGAGACUCGCAAAGCCGUUCAACUUUGGCAUAGAUCCAUACUUUAGCAAGGACUAUUUCGCACCAUUUGAAAGAAGAAAUAGACCUAUAACUCUAGUGGCUUUUAGAAGAAAUGCUUUGAUGCCUCGCAGAAGUGUUCGUCAAAGCGAGUCAGCAGAAGUUGCGGAGUUACAGUCACCAUUCAAUGAAGUCGGCGCUUUGUGGCGGGAAGACCCGGAUAUAUUUAAUUUAUAA